Messenger RNA from Serendipita indica DSM 11827, 3540 nucleotides. The record is from the annotation of a GenBank genome assembly. NCBI's taxonomy places the organism in Eukaryota, Fungi, Basidiomycota, Agaricomycetes, Sebacinales, Serendipitaceae.
AUGUCUACGGAUCCACGCCAGGAGGACAUACAACACACCAAAGCGGUCUCGAAAACCCAGCACAGAAAGAACAAAAAGUACACUCCGCAGCAAAGACUGGACCAAGCAUUGCAAUCCGGUGCCCAAGGCGAGCGUCUGGCUUUUUACAAGCAAAGACUCGACCCCGUCGUGCGUCUCAUCGAAAAACGCCCACAUCAACUCUCCCUUCCUGACCAACUCCGUCUAUGCUUCUGUCUCCUCCUCGCGGCGCAUGCCAAUACCACCUCUGGCGAGUCUCCAAAGCAAUUCACACCUGAUAAACUGCGCUCAGACGUUCAAUGGCCGCGGUGGUCCUCGCCUUGGGCCGUGUUGCUCGCUCAUCAGAUUUGGACUCGUAUUGAAUCCUCCGACUUGCGAGGGUCUUCCGAGCUUCUUUUCUAUGCACAAUGCGUGCGCGCUCAGAUAUACUCCUUCUUUGGGCAGCUUUCAGAGGCGGAAGCUGAGCUGAACGUCCUAAUAAAUGACGAGGUGCAUGAUCAGGCGAUGGUUCUGCAGACGCUCAGAGCAUACAUCUUUUCUGCUCGACUGCAUGGAAAAGUAGAAGAGGCCCUGUUCCUCGUCUGUCGGCACUGGGAAAGGCUCUCUGUACACUUCAUUGGCACGGGGCUGUCUAUCCCCACGACGACGAGGCAGUAUAGUGAUCUCCUCCGCAAAGAGGUCCUGAACAUGUUCGGGGAGAUUGAGGGCAUCACACGUUGGUAUGCCGGACGACGUUCUACCAAUAAGAGGGAGAAAUCUCGACUUGAUUGGGACGAAUCGACACAUCAAAGGGUUGGCCUCCUCGCUUUUCUUUACCUAAGUCGCCGUUUCAGUGCGAUAGAGGACGGUCCACGUUACGGGCGGGUGCAACAGGUCGUGGCAGAAACGGCAAAGUUGAUCAAAGUCAUGAGAGAUGCAGGAUAUACACUUCCAUCGCAGCUCCUCCUGAAAUUCAGCAUCAACAUGGCAAGCACCGGGCAUCUACGGCUCUCGGAAUUAUUUUUAGAGCUCUAUAAUCACCAGCUUCAAACGAAUCCGACGGACGAGAGCGCCAAGGAGCUCGAUACAUACUCCCGCUCAGCACAACUGGUUCUUGCCGCUCGAAAGGGUGAUAUCUUGCAAGCAUUGGACCUUGUCGCCAGUCUACAGAAGGAUAAUGGGUUGAGCAAGAAAGAUGUUCGGAACCUUAUCCAGUCAUACCUGGAAGCGCCCCUAUACGAUCUUCAAUCACCCACCAUUCUCCCCGAUCUCGUCGCUUCUCCCUCUGUCGACCGAAGUAACCCACCGGUUGACCCAACGCCCUCCCCAUCCUCAUUCAACCUUCCUGACCGACUCAAGGAUGCCGAGGAGAUCUUCGAAGUCAUGCUGAUGCCACAUGGCCCGAGUGUGUCAGACUAUAUUCCCCUUCUCGAAGCGUAUGCUAGGAGUGGAAAUGUAGACAAGGUCACGCACUGGAUUGAACGAAUGCUAAGUGAUGGCAUCUCCUCGGAUGCAAUCCCGUGGAAUACAGCUCUCCGCGCUUUUGCCAACACGGGCAAUGCCCACGCCGCGGCCAAAGUGCUAGAGUACAUGCAUUCGAUUGAGGUGCAACGAAGGCAGAAAGGGAAGGUGGCGACUGACGAGGUUCAUGGCGCACGAGGGGCCAUCAGUGCGCAGACAUUGGACAUUCUCCUCAACCUCAUGAUUCGGCGACGGGACCCGCAAAAUGCGACGCGACUCUGGGAGGCUACCGUCAUCAACCGCGGGGUUCACCCGAGUCCAAAUACUAUCCUGAAGCUCAUGAGAGUCUAUGCGGAUAGCGGUCAAUGGGCGAGUGUCACCCGUAUAUGGACACUAUACGAAGAGGAUCUUUUGGUGGCUCCUACCGUCUCUCAUGGAGGUAACAAGACGGACAAAAAUAUGGACUCGUCUGUGGUCGCAGCCGAGUCUGAGCAACGGACAAGUCUGUACAACAUUGUCUUGCGAGCCUUUGUCGCGAUUGGGGCACCGUACAUCACCGUUCAACGCGUCUUUCAAAACAUCACCGAGCAGUCAGCUUUCCCCGUCGAGCCAAAUGCUUAUUCAAUGACGAUGAUGAUCAUCUCUGCAUGCGAUGCAGGUAUGAUGGACGACGCGGUUCACUACUUCCAACUCAUGGAUGACGAGGAGCGAAGAAGAGGUUUGAGUAAUGUAGAACGACUUCGAAGUGGAAUCAAGCCGGGACGAACACGCAAGCUCUCAACUACACGACAUCUCUCAUCUUACCGUCCCAUCUAUGCGCUUACGCACAUAUUGGCUGGCUUCGUCAAACAAGGAAAGUUUGACGGCGCUGAGUGGGUUUAUCAACAGCUCAGACGACGUGGGCUCAGAUUGCUGCCCUUGACCUAUGCGCUCAUCAUCAGGACCCUCAUUGAAUCUGAUUCUACCGGCAAUCUCAGCGAGGAGGAACACCAACAAAGCUUGCAGUCUGCUGAGCGCUUCCUCGCGAGACUUUUCGAAGAGCGCUCAGAGAAGGGUGAUUCGAUGCUCAAAGGACAAAUCCUUGGUCGCGAGAUAGUUGCGGGACCGCUCUUGGACGAGUAUGUCAAACGUAUGCGUCCUGAGAAGGUGGAGAGGUUGUUGGAGCAGAUCACGACUAUUGGUGAUGAGCCGUCGAUCACGAUUCUCACACGACUCAUGGACGCUUAUCGACGUAGUGGCAACAUUGAGCGCGUGGAGGAGACCUGGGAGCGUAUCAUCACCGUCACCCAAGCGUUGAUUGAAAUGGAGGAAACAACCGUUCGCUCUUUGACGGGAUCCAACGCUACUGACGACCACGGGGGAAUGGAGCCGAAUCAACCAUCCACAAGGGCAGGUGUUCUUCGCGCCACUCCUGCUCGCAGGAUGACACUUUGCUAUCCCUUGUCCAUCUAUAUGGACGCCAUGUCCGACGCAGGCCGACAACUCGAUGUAGCAAGGCAAUGGCAGCGACUCCGUGACGCUGGCUUUGCGUUUGACGCACACAACUGGAAUCAACUCAUUCUGGUCCUUCUCCGCGCUGGCGAGGUCGAACGAGGCUUUGAAGUUGUCGAGAACAUUCUGUCCGUACAGGGUGAGGAAGCUCUCGAUGUCAGACUCGAUGGGGGAGAUGAGAAUGGCAUAAAGGAGAACUGGGGGAUGGAAUGGGGACGACGCGCAUCCCGUAUGGAAACCUUAUCUCAUCCGGAGAUUAUGGCACGGUCCUCUCUGCUUCUGGAGGCUAGAACGGAUGGCGGGUCGAGGGACAAAGCUUUACUAAAGGAGGUGGACCAUUUACGGCGCAUCGUUCGCGAGGAGAUUGGCUGGCGAUUACACAACAAGGCGCGGGGAGCACUCCAAGAUAUCCUCGGUCGACUGCAAGCUGGACAACCCCUCGCAAACAUCCUGGCUGACGAGCGUGAAGGAGAGGUGUUUGACCCGCAGGCAAUAGUUACGGAUCCCUCGGAAGCACCAGAAGCCAGGAAGUUGUACAUGCUUCUGGUCGAGAAGUAUCCUCGAGCCCUGCGAGAGAUCUAUUCACGUUAG